This is a messenger RNA of Cajanus cajan (pigeon pea), 1173 nucleotides long. RefSeq names its product putative F-box protein At5g38810. Lineage: Eukaryota; Viridiplantae; Streptophyta; Magnoliopsida; Fabales; Fabaceae. Gene Ontology annotation, molecular function: protein binding. The record is from RefSeq and is a predicted model, not a curated record.
AUGGCUAAUAUCUCAUUUGCCUUAUCAUUUCUGAACUGUUCUUCUUUGUUGAGUGAUAUAAACAAUUUACAAGAUGAUAUAUUGGUAGAAAUAUUCUUUCGAAUGCCAUACAAAUCCACUGUGAAAUGCAAGUGUGUGUGCAAGCGUUGGUUGAAAUUGCUUUCAAUCCCUUAUUUUCUGAAACAAUUUGUGUCUCGCCAAUACUCUCUUUCCAAGGCCAUCUUCACCUUCAUUUCACCUUCCCAACUCAUGCUCACUUUCCCCCCUCCAGAUUUAGACUCCAAUCCUCAAGCCCACAAGGCUCCUUUUUCACUAGAUCAGAUGCUCAUAAAAGGGAAUGUGUGUGGCUAUUCCAACGGCUUAUUUUUGUACUACAACAACAGAUCCACAUCAGGUAGGGGUUACUUUGUGUAUGAUCCACUCACCAAGGUAUGCACCCACAUAGCUCCCUUUCCUGACACAAAUAAGAAAGAACGCAUAUAUGCUAUUGGCUUCCUUUCCAUAACCUCAAAUUCUACUCGUCGUUUUUUGGUGGUGAUUGUGAAUUCUUUUAUAAAAAGCCUAGAUAACUUUAGUAUGGAGGUUUUCUUCUCGCAUACUGGUAUAUGGAGACAAAUGGUUGUGAGAUGCAUAAAGGGAUUUACUUUUGCUCCUCAUUGGAAGCUUGGUUUGGCACAUAAAGGAAACCUUUAUUUCAUGGGCACAAAGGGUGUUUUUGUGAUUGAUCACCUUUUUGUGGUCAAUUAUACAAUUGAUUAUCCUGAAGAUGUUGAUGCUAUGAAUAUAGUGAGAUCUGGAUACCUGGGAUGCUCUGGUGGGACUUUGAAGAUUGCAGAUAUUAACAAUGAUAAUAAUUUGAGAGUGUGGGAAUUGAUACAGAUAGAGAAGGACACCACCCCAAAAAGCUUUUACCCAACAUGGCAAUUGGUGCAUAAGACAAACCUUUCCACACACCUCCCUGCUAUGUUUUGUGCCAAUUACUUCAAGCGUGUAGCAGGAUUUCAUCCCUAUGAUGGAGACAUUGUGUAUUUGCAUUCUUAUGCUAAUGGGAUUCUUGUUGCCAACCUAAGGACUAACAAGUUUGAGCAUAUUCCUGGUCAUGACAAACUUGAUAUUAGUCCCUUCCAACUAGAGCUCCCACUCCCACCCCUGAUUCCAUCUGCAGACAAUUAA